AUGUCGCGCUGGCAGGGCUGCACCUGCCUGCUAGGUGUGUGUGCUAGGUGUGUGUGCAUUUUGUUCUAUCUGUUCUAACCAAUGUUUGUUUAUUACCCAUUCGCGAACUGCAAACUUUGCAACCCAGUUCCGGCCACUUUGUUUCCUGUUGUGCAUUUCUGUGAGCGUAUGGUACAGACAGUAUUCUUUCAUCUUUCAGCUUUGUUUACAUUUCAAUGUUUUACAUUUAGCAGAAGCUCUUAUACAGCGCGACUUACAGUUAGUAAGUGCAUACAUUUUUCAUACAUUUUACAUGCCUUUGUUUCACCCAAAGAGCAGCUCAACUAUUCAGAGAACAUCAGCAUACAGUGCCUUCGGAAAGUAUUCAGACCCCUUGACUUUUUCCAUAUUUUGUUAUGUUACAGCCUUAUUCUAAAAUAGUUUUUUUCCCCUCAUCAAUCUACGCACUACCCCAUAAUGACAAAGCCAAAACGGGUUAUUAGAAAUGUUUUACGUUGUUGAAACACCUUUGGCAGCAAUUACAGCCUCGUCUUCUUGGGUAUGACGCUACAAGCUUGGCACACCUGUAUUUGGGGAGUUUCUCCCAUUCUUCUCUGCAGAUCCUCUCAAGCUCUGUCAGGUUGGAUGGGGAGCGUUGCUGCACAGCUUUUUAAUUCUCUCCAGAGAUGUUUGAUCAGGUUCAAGUCUGGGCUCUGGCUGGGCCAGUCAAGGAUAUUCAGAGACUUAUCCCGAAGCCACUCCUGUGUUGUCUUAGCUGUAUGCUUAUGGUCGUUGUCCUGUUGGAAGGUGAACCUUCGCCCCAGUCUGAGGUCCUGAGUGCUCUGGAGCAGGUUUUAAUCAAGGAUCUCUCUGUACUUUGCUCCGUUCAUCUUUCCCUCGAUCCUGACUAGUCUCCCAGUCCCUGCCGCUGAAAAACAUCCCCACAGCAUGAUGCUGCCACCACCAUGCUUCACCGUAGGGAUGGUGCCAGGUUUCUUCCAGACGUGACGCUUGGUAUUCAGGCCAAAGAGUAGAAUUGUGGUUUCAUCAGACCAGAGAAUCUUGUUUCUCAUGGUCUGAGAGUCCUUUAGGUGCCUUUUGGCAAACUCCAAGCGGGCUGUCAUGUGCCUUUUACUGAGGAGUGGCUUCAGUCUGGCCACUCUACCGUAAAGGCCUGAUUGGUGGAGUGCUGCAGAGAUGGUUGUCCUUCUGGAAGGUUUUCCCAUCUCCACAGAGGAACUCUGGAGCUCUGUCAGAGUGACCAUCGGGUUCUUGGUCACCUCCCUGACCAAGGCCCUUCUCCCCCGAUUGCUCAGUUUGGCUGGGCGGCCAGCUCUAAGAAGAGUCUUGGUGGUUCCAAACUUCUUCCAUUUAAGAAUGAUGGAGGCCACUGUGUUCUUGGGGAUCUUCAAUGCUGCAGACAUUUUUUGGUACACUUCCCCAGAUCUGUGCCUCGACACAAUCCUGUCUCAGAGCUCUACGGACAAUUCCUUGAACCUCAUGGCUUGGUUUUUGCUCUGACAUGCACUGUCAACUGUGGGAACUUAUAUAGACAGGUGUGUGCCUUUCCAAAUAAUGUCCAAUCAAUUGAAUAUACCACAGGUGGACUCCAAUCAAGUUGUAGAAACAUCUCAAGGACGAUCGAUGGAAACAGGAUGAACCUGAGCUCAGUUUCAAGUCUCAUAGCAAAGGGUCUGAAUACUUACGUAAGGUAUUUCUGUUUUUUUUUAUUUUAAUAAAUUAGCAAACAUUUCUAAACCUGUUUUCACUUUGUCAUUGUGUGUAGAUUGACUGGGACCCAUUAUUGUUAUGACUGCAGUCUGCUGUUUCUGGUGUUUAAAGGGACGGUUCCCACAAAUUAAACUAUUUUCAUCUCGUUCAAGAACCGUACUGGUGUGAUCAGAGCAGGUGUCUCUCAGACCAUAGACUACCUGUCUAAACCACACCGUAGAGAAACAGGAGGCAGAAAGGCAACCAGACAGACACCAACUCGCUGCUAGCUAACACAACAUUUAGAAAACAAAAUAACCUUUUUGACAUAUCGGCAUUUUGAUCGGGUUCUCUGCAGAGUACCGUUGCUGAUGUUUUUUUUAAUGAUACUAUAGUUCCAAGAUUUGGCCUAGUUCCAGUAACCCAAGAUUUAGGCUAGGUAGGUUUAACAUGGCUACAGAUUGGUGUUAGCAUCGUUGAGUGGAAAACGAUGGCGUAAUGGGUUAAUAUGCCCAAAAAAUCGAGUUAAAGUAACAUAGUUUAAUUGAUAUUGUGGGUGAACUAGUAGGCAUAUGCAGGUAUCUGUGUGCAAUAGCCACUUUAUCUAACCAGUAACCACUUUAAGGUUUGAAAAUGUUUAACAAACUCUGAUUUGGGGGUGGACCUUCUCUUUUAAGUUAUGAACUAAGUGAGGACUUUCACCUUUAAUGAUUCUAAACAUCUCUCCCAGGUGGGCAUGGGGUGGAGGAUGUGCCUCAUAAGAUGAGCCCUGAGGCAGAGGAGGCCCUGUUAUCGGCGGAAGACGUGUUGUCGGCCAGGCCGGUCCAGAUCGUUGUGGCUCACGAGGACGACCACGCCUUUGAGCUCGAUGAGGCGGCGCUGGAGCGCAUCCUGCUGCAGGAGCACGUGUGCGACCUCAACGUGGUGGUGGUGUCAGUGGCCGGUGCCUUCCGCAAAGGCAAGUCCUUCCUGCUGGACUUCAUGCUGCGCUUCAUGUACAACCAGGUGAGGCCACACAUAGUUUUACUUGUACAACCUGUUGAGGCUAGACAAGCUUGUAUAGUAUACAUGUACAACCAGGGUCUAAAAUGAACUUUUUGGUCCACCAGCCACUGUGGUAGGUAGAUUUUAAAAUCUACCAGUCACUCAGAUUUUUUACCAGCCAACAAGUUUUUGCUCAAAUUACACCAACAAAACGCAGUAAAACGGAUGAGCAUACUUUUGUAAUGUUUCUGAAACAAUAAAUGCAUUACUAGUAAGAAGUUAUGUGGUAUAUUGUUUAUUUUUCUAUAAUUUGUGACAGUCUUUUAACCAAACUAUCACAGAUCAGACAAUGUUCACAGGUUACCGUGGUAAUGCGACUGGAGUCAUGUUUGUGCCUGUGAGAUUGUCUGACUAGUAGCUGCGUUGUCUUCUCUUCCCUAGCAGUUGAAACUCAAACGUUGAAAAAAAAAAACCUAGCUUGUGAACAAAAACAAUGUAAAUAGCCAAGAAAUACAAGGACAAAGUCUCACUUCAGUAUAUUAGACCAACUUUUAUGCCAGUGCUUCUAUAAAUUAGCUUUCACUCAGCUCCUCACGUGCACACAGCUCCCAGCCAGGCACUGUUGCAGCGCGAGGUGGGAUAGGCUAUAGGAUUCAUAGCUCUUUGACUUUGUGCGAUUAAUUUACCAGCUAUUAAACAAAAUGGCUACUGCAGCAUUAAUUUUUCUGUAAAUAUCAUACAUGACUUUUUAUUCACAAAUGUGAGUGAAAUGCUCGCACUGGAGCCCUGACCAGCCGCCAACGUGACUGGUGAAAUUGAUAUCUUACCCGCCAAUGCCAAAAUCUACCUGCAUUUGGCGCGUCGGGUUUUAAUUUUAGGCCCUGUGUGCUAGAUGAAAGCAUGUAAAGGUAGGUGAAGCUACACACAGGCCUAUAUGUAUAACCAGGGCUUUUAUAGUACAUGUACAUUGUACAACCAGGAGGAGCCAUAUAGGUGUAGAAUUAGUUGUAUUUUUGCCAAGGCAGCAGCUACUCUUCCUGACGUCCAGCAACAUUAAUGACAUUUACAUUUCACAACACAUUAAGUGGCAGCCUAUACUGACACACACCUGAUCUGACCCACCAAGUAUUGAAAUGCACAGGUUGCAAUGCAAACACAGUGGCUGUCAACCUGCCAGUCUGGGACAUACUAGAAUAUGAGGCAGGAUACAACAUUAACGCUCGCCCGCUUUUUAUUUCCCAGAGAAGGUAAACGCGUGCUUUGGGCUAAGUUGAUAGACGACAGUAGAAAUUCACUUGGUAGCCAGUAGACUUUUGACCUACUUGCCCCGACCGGAGAAAACCCAUUGACGUCAAAACCCUGUGAGUACUGGAGCACGGCUUAUGUCACAUGUCUGGUGAACUUUAUGUGGGUCUGAGUGCUUUAUGACUGGUGAGGUUCCGCAGCAUUGAAGAGCUAUUAUCUGCAGCUGCGCUGUGAAAUUAUCCAGUAUCGCUUAUUGAAAAUAGUGUUUGUGUUGGACUACAUGGCGGUGCUUUGGGACAUCUAACAUGAAGAGUGACCUCUGUAGCUCAGCUGGUAGAGCACGGCGCUUGUAACGCCAAGGUAGUGGGUUCGAUCCCCGGGACCACCCAUACAUAAAACAUUUAUGCACGCAUGACUGUAAGUCGCUUUGGAUAAAAGCGUCUGCUAAAUGGCAUAUUAUAACAAGUAGGACAUUCAGGAGACUCUAUGGGCCCUACUAGAAAAUGUUACAAGGAUGGACUUCAGACAAACUCGUUAGGUAAAAUACCACAACCAACCAGAGAUGAUACUUAUCUUGAGUUGGAGAACAUUGUCCUCAUAUUUUUCACUCAGUGAAACUAUUAAGAGCUGCGAGGAAUUCAUUCACUCCAUUCAUCGGACGCUUAAGGGAGUAAACUUAUCAGGAUUUCUCUACAUGUCCUUCCACAACUUGCUAAACCCUUGUCAGUGAAUUAGAGUUCUCUGUUCAUAACUUGUUUAGGGGGAUGAUUGUAAUCCAUUUGAGCUAUGCUUAAAGCUGGCAUUUUUGGGCAGCACAAUGCUUUGGACUGUGGACCCGCUUUUGCAAGAACACUUCCCUUUUUAUUCCAGGCAUAAAGGCUGCUUUUGUGUGUGCCCCUCGAGGUUCGAGCAGGGAUCAUAUCCAAUAUGCCACUCAAGUAUGCUAACAAUCAGGAGAGCCUGGGUUAGGGGUGUUCAAUAGGAGAGUAAGGGCGUGUCCAGAAAAAACCCUAGACACUUCAUGCAUAUCUGGAAUACAUCUGAUGGGUACAAGCCGGUACUGUAGCAUAUGGUAUUUCUUGCCAUCUAAUAGGCUUGGUAGGGCCUUGACCAUAUUGCUCGCUUAUACCUUUCAGGUUUACAUGAAUUGUCUAGGGGAAAUGGCUCGAGGUUGUUUCUGGGCAGGGCCUGCGAGGACUGCUUCAGCCAACGGAGUCUCGAUACUGUAGCUACAUGGCUCAUAUGAUCGCUAAGGCCCUGCUUUGAUGUGUCCUCUUCCUCCUUUCAGACAUCCUGCUCCUGGCUUGGUGGGCACGAGGAGCCACUGACGGGCUUCACCUGGCGGGGGGGCUGCGAGAGGGAGACCACGGGCAUCCUGGCCUGGAGCGAGGUGUUUGUGGUGGACAAGCCAGAUGGGAGCAAGGUAAAUACAAAGUCACUUUUCCUUUGGGUGGGCACACGUUUUCUCCAACCAAGGAUUGAAUUGUUUUUAAAAGAGAUUACACUCCUAAAUCAAAGUUUGUCCGAUACAGUCAAGAUGAGUCCAUAUCAAACGGCAUCAGUUGUGAAGCAAAAUGUGGAAAUGAUAUGCCGCUUAUCGUCUCCAUCCAUUUUGGGUUGCGGCAUAUAGCUGGAUUUACGAAACAGAUUUACAAACUUUGAUUUGGAGUGUAAUGUCCCUUUAAACACAAUGUAAGAUUUCCAGUUGUCCAUUGGUUAUUGCAACUGAUUUAAUACCCCUUGAUUGGUGAAGAAUAUGACUUAUUAAUUGAUUUAUACUUUCUCUGCAGGUUGCUGUUCUUCUAAUCGACACACAGGGGGCUUUCGACAGCCAAUCGACCAUCAAAGAUUGUGCGACGCUGUUUGCGUUGAGCACCAUGACCAGCUCUGUACAGGUAUGAUGCUCUCCCCCCCCACAGUGUUGUGUACCCUUUAUAUUAAGGUAUUCACUUCUCAAAUAAGUAGGGGAGAUCCACAAUGUGCGUAUGUUUCAUUGCUGGUAUUGAACAAAAACAAUAGUAGGGAACUGAUUUAUUAUAGGCUGUUUGGACGAGGAAUGCCUCUACCUAUCCCCCUUUCGUCAGUAAGUAUCCGAAUUGAAAAAUGCUAAAUGCAGACAGUUUAUGAAGUUAUAUUGUUAUGUGCUAGUUCUAGACAGAUUGAAUACCAGACCUUCCUCCUCCCCGUACCAACUUUUCAAUUCAUGCAAAACAUUGAUUGAAAAUGUGAUCCAUGUAGACUUUAGUACAGGUUAUUGAUGAUUUGUCCCCCCCCCCCGUUAGGUUUACAACUUGUCUCAGAAUGUGCAAGAAGACGACCUUCAACAUCUCCAGGUGUGUGUGCGUGCACUCGCAUGUUUGGAUUGUUUUGGAAGGGGGACUUAGAAUCUCCAACACUGCUUUGGCCAUGAGCUUUGGACAUUGAACUCCACGAGCAGAUGAUGUAACUUGAAAUGGCUCUUUACUUUGUUAUACACUGCUCAAAAAAAUUAAGGGAACACUAAAAUAACACAUCCUAGAUCUGAAUGAAUGAAAUAAUCUUAUUAAAUACUUUUUUCUUUACAUAGUUGAAUGUGCUGACAACAAAAUCACACAAAUUAUCAAUGGAAAUCAAAUUUAUCAACCCAUGGAGGUCUGGAUUUUGAGUCGCCCUCAAAAUUAAAGUGGAAAACCACACUACAGGCUGAUCCAACUUUGAUGUAAUGUCCUUAAAACAAGUCAAAAUGAGGCUCAGUAGUGUGUGUGGCCUCCACGUGCCUGUAUGACCUCUACAACGCCUGGGCAUGCUCCUGAUGAGGUGGCGGAUGGUCUCCUGAGGGAUCUCCUCCCAGAUCUGGACUAAAGCAUCCGCCAACUCCUGGACAGUCUGUGGUGCAACGUGGCGUUGGUGGAUGGAGCGAGACAUGAUGUCCCAGAUGUGCUCAAUUGGAUUCAGGUCUGGGGAACGGGCGGGCCAGUCCAUAACGUCAAUGCCUUCCUCUUGCAGGAACUGCUGACACUCUAGCCACAUGCGGUCUAGCAUUGUCUUGCAUUAGGAGGAACCCAGGGCCAACCGCACCAGCAUAUGGUCUCACAAGGGGUCUGAGGAUCUCAUCUCGGUACCUAAUGGCAGUCACGCUACCUCUGGCGAGCACAUGGAGGGCUGUGCGGCCCCCCAAAGAAAUGCCACCCCACACCAUGACUGACCCACCGCCAAACCGGUCAUGCUGGAGGAUGUUGCAGGCAGCAGAACGUUCUCCACGGCGUCUCCAGACUCUGUCACGUGUUCAGUGUGAACCUGCUUUCAUCUGUGAAGAGCACAGGGCGCCAGUGGCGAAUUUGCCAAUCUUGGUGUUCUCUGGCAAAUGCCAAAUGUCCUGCACGGUGUUGGGCUGUAAGCACAACCCCCACCUGUGGACGUCGGGCCCUCAUACCACCCUCAUGGAGUCUGUUUCUGACCGUUUGAGCAGACACAUGCACAUUUGUGGCCUGCUGGAGGUCAUUUUGCAGGGCUCUGGCAGUGCUCCUCCUGCUCCUCCUUGCACAAAGGCGGAGGUAGCGGUCCUGCUGCUGGGUUGUUGCCCUCCUACGUCUCCUCCACGUCUCCUGAUGUACUGGCCUGUCUCCUGGUAGCGCCUCCAUGCUCUGGACACUACGCUGACACACAGCAAACCUUCUUGCCACAGCUCGCAUUGAUGUGCCAUCCUGGAUGAGCUGCACUACCUGAGCCACUUGUGUGGGUUGUAGACUCCGUCUCAUGCUACCACUAGAGUGAAAGCACCGCCAGCAUUCAAAAGUGACCAAAACAUCAGCCAGGAAGCAUAGGAACUGAGAAGUGGUCUGUGGUCACCACCUGCAAAACCAGUCCUUUAUUGGGGGUGUCUUGCUAAUUGCCUAUAAUUUCCACCUGUUGUCUUAUUCCAUUUGCACAACAGCAUGUGAAAUGUAUUGUCAAUCAGUGUUGCUUCCUAAGUGGACAGUUUGAUUUUACAGAAGUGUGAUUGACUUAGAGUUACAUUGUGUUGUUUAAGUGUUCCCUUUAUUUUUUUGAGCAGUGUUUAUCAUAGCCCUCUGGGGGAAAUGUCGACAUGAUAUUCCUUUUGAUUAUCAACCAUGCAGUUGGAACUAUUGUACUUAGUGGGUCACAAGUAGAGAGCACUUGUAUGGAAGUGUAUAGCUGAUUCCUCCCUUUGUUAAAGAUAAACAAUGGAUGUUUUUAAUUGCUAAAUGAACGUCAAAUUUUGGCUUGAAAUGUGACUAUGGGACCCCUUUUGGGUCAAGCGCACACCCAGAAGCAAAAGUUCUGUAUAGUCUCUUUAAAACCUACUCAACAGAAGACUCUUAAGGGACGUGUUAUUGACAUCACUAUCCUAUUAGAUGGCAACAGUCAGAUUGUUUGACUGACUGUUUACCUUUUUGACGAGGAUGUGGACUAAUACUUUUGUUUUUCCCUACCUAGCUCUUUACCGAAUAUGGAAGGCUGGCCUUGGAAGAAAUCUAUGAGAAACCCUUUCAGGUAUUGUCACAUUUCUCUGCUGCCUUUCCGGAAUGAAUGGCCUGCAACACAUUUCUUAUUGGAUAAUAAUAAAGAGAUUUUUAAGUAAUUGAGAUGGCGCUAAUAGGCAUUUCUAGAGUCUUAUUUAAUAUGGCCACCAUUACUUGACCCUUUGUGAAAAGUCAAUAGUCCUAUAGUAUCUUGUUAUUUCUUCCUUCAUUGUCUUCCACAACAGACUUUAAUGUUUCUUAUAAGAGACUGGAGCUACCCCUAUGAGCAUCCCUACGGUUUGGAAGGAGGGAAGAGUUUCCUGGAGAAGAGAUUACAAGUAUGUCUUUUUUCACUGGCUCCAUUAUUCGUUCUAAGAAAAUCAGAGCUUCAACUUCGGACAUUUCAGGAACUAAAGCGCUUACACACAUUCCACUAUUCAAACAGCCUGGUGUCAUAUGUCUGCAGUCUUGCCAACUGUUAUGGUCAUUUGUGUUUGGCAUGACAAUGACCAGUAGUAGGCUAUACAGCUAUGCUGCCUUCAUCAGGGUUUCAGCACAAACAGAUCUGAGACCAGGUUAAUUGGAACAAUAUUUGUCCAACCAUUUACUUGAAUAAGCAAGGGUCUCUCCACUGUGUGCAGGUGAAACAGAACCAGCACGAGGAGCUGCAGAAUGUCAGGAAGCACAUCCACUCUUGCUUCUCUAACAUUGGCUGCUUCCUCCUGCCCCACCCCGGCCUCAAGGUGGCCACCAACCCCAACUUUGAUGGCAGACUCACAGGUAUGCUAUAGGAGAAGCUUGCUCAAUGACCAUUGUGGAAAGAUGGCAUACCUAUCUCUAUGAGAGCAUGGACAGCGCCAUUGAGGGCUAUCCAUUUUAAAGUAGUCCAUUUCUUCUACUUCUGAGUGUAUUGACAGUUCAUGGCGCUGCCCAUGCUAAAACAGGCUUUAGUCAUAGUUCACCCCCUAGCCAACUCUGUCAAUUCCAAAUAAACCAUUCCCUACCCCAAGGCACUCCUGUAGAUCUGAAGCGAUUGGAUAGGUUUUAAGCACUAUGGUCAAAUUUCUACCUAGCCAAUCAGAAGCCAAGGUGAAGCUAUUAUCAUAAUGCUAUAUCUAUCCAAUCAUCUCAGAUAUCCAGGUGUGCCUAGGGAAUAUGGUUCACUGUAGACUUGCAUUUUUUGAUCUUAGAUUGCAUUUAUGUAGCACUUUUCUUCUAUUAUAAUACAAAGCUAACCUUUUCAAAGUUAUAAAACAACACAUUUGCCUUUUAUAUAGUUGCAUUUAAGGUCAGCUGAUGGUUAAUUUUUUUUAAUGGAAUAUUUCAACAAUAAAUGGAUUUCCCACUUGUCUCUCCCUCCAGAUAUUGAUGAUGAUUUCAAGACCGAGCUAGUCAACCUAGUGCCAAUCUUGUUGUCCCCGGAGAACUUGGUGGAGAAAGAAAUCGGAGGAGCCAAAGUGACGUGCCGAGACCUUGUACACUAUUUCAAAGUAAGUCGAUUGUUUCAAAUCUUAUACCUUUUCCCCUUAUGCCUUGCCAUCACUAGCCGGCUUCCACCCAGUACCCUGUCCUGCACCUUAGAGGAUGCUGCCCUAUGUACAUAGACAUAGAAUCACUGGUCACUUUAAUAAUGGAACACUGGUCACUUUAAUGUUUACAUACUAUUUUACUCAUUUAAUAUGUGUAUAUACUGUAUUCUAGUCAAUGCCACUCUGACGUUGCUCGUUCUAAUAUUUAUUUAUUUCUUAAUUCCAUUCUUUUACUUUGAGAUUUGUGUGAAUUGUUAGAUACUACUGCACUGUUGGAGCUAGGAACACAAGCAUUUCGCUACACCCGCAAUAACAUCUGCUAAAUAUGUGUAUGUGACCAAUAACAUUUGAUUUACUAUAUACCUCUCCUGUUAUAUACCCAUUUUUCCUCUAUACUUUUCUUCCUUUAUUCCUUUUCUUCUUCUGACAAAAAUGUUUGCUUGUGUUUUUUUCUUUUUCGGCACAGGCAUACAUGAAAAUAUACCAAGGGGAGGAGCUGCCUCAUCCCAAGUCAAUGUUACAGGUAGUUAACUCUCCAGAUAGUCAAUGAUACAUUCCCCUAAACUGUAUUAUGUUCAGUAGGCACAAAAUGGAAUAGAAUAGUUUGAGGCGGGUGUAAAACGGGGAGGUACUACCUGAAUUUAACCAAUUAGAAAGCUUGUUUUUGUCUUCUGUUGCAAAAUGUUCUGGUAAUACAACCCUGAAGCAUGAUCAUGUUUUCACUUGUUGUUGACAAUGUAUUGUGUGACAUGAACAUUUGUUGCAUCCCGAAGCCUUUUACAGACCUUAUGAUACCAUUUUAUGUUACUUUGUCAAUGAGAGAUUAGCAAACAAUAUAUGCUUUUACUCAUGGGCGUGGGGGCAUGUUUCUGUCCAAUGAGGUAAUCUCUGAGCAAUAUUUGUCUAUUUAGAGGGCCCCUUUUGGCUUAAGAGCACCCCCAGAGGCAACACGUAUUCCAUAUAGCCGCUUUAAAACUUGAGUAGAAUUUCAUGUGAAUGUAGGAGAACGUUGAUGCACCAAAGGAACCUAAUCUCAGGACGGCUGCGUUUUCCCCUCUGCUUUCUCCCGCUGUCACCUAGGCAACGGCUGAAGCCAACAAUCUUGCAGCAGUUGCAGGAGCAAAAGACAUUUACAACAAAGGCAUGGACCAGGUAAUUGAACAAUUUACUUUUUAGUUUUAAGCAUCCAAUUUACUGUAUGACUUUGACUAAUAAAAGCAGUUGAAGCGUUUUCCUCUGUGCAGAUGAGUUGUGGCAUGUGUUACUACCUACAUUAUACUCGAGGUUGAUUCAGUCGUAAAGCUUUUUUGUUUUUUUUGUUGUCCAUUUAACCGUCGAUCUUCAUUAGACGGCUCUAAAUAAACUCGGUAAAUAGGUCAGUUUGUGCUCUCCGCAAAGUUGUGCCCUUCUAGCUCCUACAUCUAGAUACGCAAUGGCUCCUUGUAGAUCUGAAAGGAUUUGGUUGGAGCAUCUCUGUGUAGUCUGGUGUGUUCAUAUUUACCUUGUUUCUUCUGUAUUGAUCAUCUAUACUGAACAAAAAUAUAAACGCAACAUGCAGCAAUUUUACUGAGUUACACUUCAUAUAAGGAAAUCGGUCAAUUGAAAUAAAUCCAUUAGGCCCUAAUGUAUGGAUUUCACAUGAUUGGGCAGGGGCGCAGCCAUGAGUGGGGCUGGAAGGGCAUAGGCCCACCCACUUGGGCGCCAGGCCCAGCCAAUCAGAAUGAGUUUUUCAUUACAGACAGACAUACUCCUCAGUUUCAUCAGCUGUCCAGGUGGCUGGUCUCAGACGAUCCCACAGGUGAAGAAGCCGGAUGUGGAGGUCCUGGGCUGGCGUGGUUACACAUGGUCUGCGGUUGUGAGGCCGGUUGGACGUACUGCCAAAUUCUCUAAAACGACGUUGGCCUAUGUUAGAGAAAUUGACAUUCAAUUCUCUGGAAACCGCUCUGGUGGACAUUCCUUCAGUCAGCAUUCCAAUUGCACGCUCCCUCAAUCUGUGGCGCUGUGUUUUGUGACAAAACUGCACAUUUUAGUGGCCUUUUAUUGUCCCCAGCACAAGCUGCACCUGUGUAAUGAUCAUGCUGUUUAAUCAGCUUCUUGAUAUGCCACACCUGUCAGGUGGAUGGAUUAUCCUGGCAAAGGAGAAAUAACAGGGAUGUAAACAAAUUUGUGCAGAAUUUGAGAGAAAUAAGCUCUGUAUGGAAUUUUUCUUGGAUCUUUUAUUUCAGCUCAUGAAAAAUGGGCCCAACAUAGAUGUUGCGUUUUUAUCUUUUUGUUCAGUAUAGUUCUACCAGAUCUGAGGGGCAAUUUGCGAUCGGAAAGGCAUGCGUGUGUGUAUGAUUGAUUGCUAUCAAAUUGUCUUGCAUCUGUCGAUGCCCAGGCCAUAUGGUCUUAUAAGACACUGAAUAUUCUAUGAGUAAAUGAGUUACAAUAUGUGUAUGUCCCUCAUAGCGAACUCCCCUUUCUCCCAGGUGUGCGGCGGCGACAAGCCCUACAUGGCCCCCGAUCAACUGGAGCGCGGCCACGCGAACCUGCGGCAGGUGGCGGUCAAACACUUCCGCUCGGUCAAGAAAAUGGGCGGCGAGGACUUCUGCCGGUGCUACCAGGAGCAGCUGGAGGCAGAGCUGGACGAGGCCUUCACCAACUUCAUCAAGCACAACGAUGGCAAGAACAUGUUCUACGCGGCGCGCACGCCCGCCACGCUCUUCGCCGUCAUGUUCGCCAUGUACGUGGCGUCGCUGGUCACGGGCUUCCUGGGUAUCAACACAGUGGCCACAGUGUGUAAUAUCAUUAUGGGCGUGGCACUGGCGGCGCUCUGCCUAUGGGCCUAUGUGAAGUAUUCCGGCGAGUUCCGCGAGGUGGGCAGCGUCAUCGACCAGGUGGCCGAGACCCUGUGGGAGCAGGUGGGUGACCCGGGGGGAAGAAAUGCCUGCUGCACGUCUCUUGAUCAAUCCGAAUAUUAUGCAUGUUCCAUUUCUCUCUUGCUCGGGCUCUUUCACACUUCUCUUUCUACGUCUCUCAUCUCCCUUUUUAAUGUGUACCUCUUUCUCUUGUUUUCUUUCUACUCCCUUUUGCUCUUUUUCUUUCUACCCCCUCACUCUCUUCCCUUUUCUUUCCCCGUCUCACACCAUGUCCCUCUCCUGCUUACUCUUUCACAGAGAGCAUUCUCUCCCAAACUUUUUAUCCUGUUCUUUUCCUAACCUAUCUGGAUGUGACUGAAUGUGAUUCACCCAAACAUCUCUUUCCUCCCUCUCAAACCAGAAUCUCCCCAAAUCAAGUUUCUUAUUUCCUCAUCAGCCCAACCUUUUCUUCCCUUGUUCCCUAUCUGCCUUUGUCUCUGGUUGCACCCUGAUUCUUUACCCUUUCUCCAGAAGUGUGCACCCGCCAUGGAUUUAAAAUAAAUGUAUUGGUUGAAACGUUGGCUGGAGGGAGUUUAAACCACUGUUAAAUCCAUGAGAGGGAGGGUGCAAGUGCACACUUUGGAAGAAGGGUCGAGAAUUUGGACGCCUCCCUCACUACUUUCCCCACUAAUUAGUCUUCCCUCUUUUUUACUUUGUGCUUCCCACAGAGGACUCCACGAAAGGUGAGAGAGGUGGACAGAGUGAAAAAAGGCUCCAUCUUUUGUCAUUUUGGAGGCAGAAAUAACUUAGUCACUAAUGUCAUUAAUACGGCCACAAUACUUCCCUUGCCUUGUUUUCAGAUCUUUUCCAAACUCUUUGAGGUGGCGAGGAGUCGAGUCCCGUUGGGUUCCUUGAUACCGGCCCAGAGAACGAGACUGGCCUCAAACAACAAUGUCAAGAAGAAAAACUAGCACAUGCUGUUUUUCCCCCUUCACUCGGUUUCCCAUGUCCAUUUUUAGGACUAUAUAUAAAUGUUUUCUUUUUUGGUAGCUCAUGGUCCCCAUGCCAUGCUGGUUUAGUAUUUAAAAACUGAAUUGUAUACCUGGUUCUCACCACAAAUGUAGAAUACAGGUUUGCACUUUCAUGGUUGAUUUGUUGUUUUUUCUCAUUCCAUGUUGAGGGGAUUGUGGGGGCUAAGGGUGGGGUAGGGUGACAUCGGGUGCUUAAGUUUUAUUGUGUGUGUGCAUGAUAAGCUGCCACAAUUUUUGGUAUGGAUGAAUGUACGAACGAACAAAUUAAGCUUGCUUUCCUUUCCUCGCUCCUUUCUCUCCACCUCCAGUUUGUUACUGGUUUUAUCCUCUUUUCACCCCCUUUUCCUUUCGUCUGACAUUCCCCCUCCUUCUUUUGUCUUUCCUACCAUUCUUGUCUCUCUCCCCAGGUGUUGAAGCCUCUGGGCGAUCACUAUAUCGAGGAUAACAUUAGGAGUGUGGUCGACAGUCUCUGCUUGUCUGAGCGAGCAGGUGUCGCAGCACGCCAAGUUAAAGACAAAAUGAGAGACCGACGGUCCGCUGCCCACACGAACACUGCCCACCUGCCUGUAGAACCAAAGUUUACAGCUUUACCCUCUGUAAUUGGUCCUAGCUGCUCGUCACUUAAUUCGGGCACCAAAUGAGAAGGCGGCGUUACGAACGGUUGGCAGUGUGGGGAAGGAUGGGCCCGCCUCAUUUUCCUUGAUCAGACUGCUGAUUGGUUGUCUUGUGAGAUGUCUUCUCUCCCCCAGCCUAUGGAAACGGAUUAUUGUUAUAGUGACAGGACAUCAUGUUGCAGUUUUAUUCAAGCGGGGCCAGUUUUGAGCUCAGUAGUUUUCAUUAGUGGUUGUCUGGGACAGGCAGCGUUUAGAGGACUGCUUAAGCCACCAUUUACUCCUUGUCUUGUCUGUAAGAACUUUCUCCAGCUUUCUCGUUUUCCUUCCCACUUGUCGG
Messenger RNA from Coregonus sp. 'balchen', 14729 nucleotides. NCBI's taxonomy places the organism in Eukaryota, Metazoa, Chordata, Actinopteri, Salmoniformes, Salmonidae. The record is from the annotation of a GenBank genome assembly.